Molecule: messenger RNA, 1192 nt
Organism: Wyeomyia smithii (pitcher-plant mosquito)
Lineage: Eukaryota; Metazoa; Arthropoda; Insecta; Diptera; Culicidae
Exons: 3
Coding region: 72-824 (250 amino acids)
Biological process (GO): protein ubiquitination
Molecular function (GO): ubiquitin-protein transferase activity; zinc ion binding
Source: RefSeq, a predicted model, not a curated record
UAUUGGUUUCGGAAAAUGCACGUCAAAAUUUGCCGUUUUAUACAAGUAGUGGUAGAAUUCUAAAACAAAACAUGUCCCAACCUCGCCAAAACAGCCUUCUGUCCGGGAUACAAGCCGUUCGUCUGUUCUGGUCCGUUCACAAUCAAAGGCGUCGCUCCAGCCAGCUCAGUCAGCUAGCACGUAGUCAAAAUGGCUCGACGGAUGAUGACGAUGAGCCGGCCGGUAAUGUCCGCGAAGACUCGAUAAUGGAGCCGAAAAUCUGCCGCAUUUGUCGGCUAAGCGACGAAACGCUGGUUGAAAGUAUCUGCGACUGUAAGGGCUCAAUCGGAUUCAUGCACGAGCGCUGUCUUCGACUGUGGACCGUCUACCAGCGCAGUCAGGUGUGCGAGAUUUGCCGGUGCAGGUUCCGCUGGGACUGGGAUGCACAGCUGUCGGUUAAACAAAGCAACCCCAGCUUGGUGGCCAACUUUUUCCGUAGACGAUACUUUUGGGUGCUGCUGAGGGACAUGCUCAAUUUUAUGGUCUUAUUUGGCGUAUCGGUGCUGCAGAAUGCUAACAUAUUGAGCAUGAUUCACGAUGAGAGUGAUCAUGGUUUCACGCCCAUUCUUCCUCUGGCAGUGAUAUGUGCUUCCUGUUACGAUCUCUACUUCACUCGGUGGUUGAUAAAUCGAACGUUGAAAGCUUAUAAUUUGGUACGAGAAUACUGGAUUAUGGCACACGAUGACGAAUUUCUGGGAUACUUCAACGAAGAGUUUGCGGUGUUCGGGGAAAAUCAAUCGGAGAUCGAGAGUAUGCUUCUUGCGGAGUACGAAUCGCCGGAUUGAAGAAUUACGAUGUUUUCGAGAAUAUUACAACUCACAUCAUAAAGUGAGUAACGUAUCCUUCAUUUUCCGAAAACAUGCACCAGUAUGCUGCUGCUUACCUUCCUUCCAUACCGGAGAUGCAGCUGGUUGUAAAGUCAAUUUUGAAUGCAUGCAGAGGAAAUUUAUUGCAUUCAUAAUUUAUGAGCCAUUGCUAGCGGAUACCAAAACCAAGCUGCUUCGUCGUAAUGAGUUUCGCAAGUAAUCACAUGUGACUAUCCAAACUGCUGAAAGUGUGCGGCUAGAAGUAAUUUACCUCAUGAACUAGUCGACAACGUCAUGUUUUGUGGAAUAAUAUUCGUAAAAAAACGAAAAGGAGAAUAUAUAUUGUA